AUGGACGGUGGCGGAUAUUCUGGAGAUGGUGACCUGGGCAACAGGACAACGCAAUCAAUUUCGAGUAAAAAAUUGCAACAAACUCAGGCUAAAGUUAAUGAAGUUGUUGAUAUCAUGAAAGUAAAUGUUGAAAAAGUUUUGGAAAGAGAUCAAAAACUGUCAGAGCUCGACAAUCGCGCAGAUGCGUUGCAACAGGGGGCUGCACAAUUUGAACAGCAAGCUGGCAAAUUGAAACGCAAAUAUUGGUGGAAGAAUUUGAAAAUGAUGAUUAUUAUUGGUAUUAUUUGUACAAUUAUACUGAUUAUUAUAAUUGUAUCAUCAUUACCAAGUUCAGAUGCACCUGAGCCUAAAGAAAAUCAUUAAAAUUAGAUAUUUUUUCAAAAAAUCAGUAAACUAUUUUUAUAUACAAUGUUGUUAUAUAUGAGUUUAUCAUAAAAUUAAAGUAAUAAUAAUAAUUAUAAUAAUAUAAU
Messenger RNA from Microplitis mediator, 470 nucleotides. RefSeq names its product vesicle-associated membrane protein 2-like (gene Syb). The record is from RefSeq and is a predicted model, not a curated record. Lineage: Eukaryota; Metazoa; Arthropoda; Insecta; Hymenoptera; Braconidae. Gene Ontology annotation, cellular component: SNARE complex; plasma membrane. Gene Ontology annotation, biological process: vesicle-mediated transport; vesicle fusion. The coding region runs from base 1 to 363 and encodes 120 amino acids. Gene Ontology annotation, molecular function: syntaxin binding; SNAP receptor activity. The transcript has 2 exons.